Encephalitozoon cuniculi GB-M1 is the source of this 774-nucleotide messenger RNA. RefSeq lists its product as uncharacterized. The transcript has a single exon. NCBI's taxonomy places the organism in Eukaryota, Fungi, Microsporidia, Unikaryonidae. Bases 1 to 774 code for a protein of 257 amino acids. The record is from RefSeq and is marked provisional.
AUGGAAGAUUUUACUGAGAAGAGUGCCUCUACGGAAUUAGCGAUAUUCGACUUUCUUCUGAAUAACGAGCGGAUUGAAGCACUUAUCCUGAUUGGAUUUGUUUUGAUUCACCUGGGACUCAAUAAGAUAGAGGCUGAAGGAGUGCUCUUCCAUCUUUUCAACUUAGCCGUUGUCAUAUUCUUCGUUGCCUAUAUGUUGUGUCUAAUAAAAACAAUAGAGCUUCCUGAAGGCAGUAUAUUAGGGGCUCUGGGUAUAGUUUCACUAGGGGUUACAUCAGUUAUCGCAGCGAUUCAGGCAAUUUGCUCUAUGACGGAUAUGCGCAAUGACAAAGCAAAAAUCUUCUACUCCCAAGAUGGAGUGAGGCUAGUACUUGGAGGAUAUGCUGUUGUUUUUGCCUCGAUCUUCAUUCUAGUCCAGAUGGCAAAGAUGUUACAAUCCAAACGAGCCAUCAAACGGAAGUAUUUCACUUGCGGAUGCCUAAUGGUAGUGGCAUCUACCACUUAUUUCCUUUUAUCCGAGGGGAUUGAUAGAGAGCAGCUAUUGUCUGUAAUGGUGUGCCUUGCCCUUGCAAUUGCAAUCAUUCUUCUGCUUGAUUCUAAAAAUGAUAGUGUAUCCGUAGAAAACAAGGGUGCCACAGCUUAUGUAAUGACUGCCAUUGUUGCUUGGUUCACCGCCUCCGUGCUUGGUGCAAAGGUGGUUAAUGACAAAGUUAAGUUCCUUGAAAAGUUAGCGGCUGUCGUCACACUUAUCGACAAGGCUAUGAAUAUAAGGUAA